GGAAUUUUCAAGUGCAGGACAGCGUCUGGAGCUGCUGAACCAGAGUACAAAAAAAUUGAACCGGUUCACAUAUUCGCGCACGACGGCUCCCCAUGAAGACGCCGUAGCCCUAACAUGAAAGCAGCGGCCAUUACAGAGGCUAAAUGAAGAUCUUGUGAACAUGCACGAGGGACGAACUCUACCUUUCACUUCAGUGACUUCCUCAGAUGCUGUGGCCCAAAGAAAGAUGGAAAGGAAUGGGAAGAGCUUGAGCCAAGACUGCUGCACAGAACCCAUUCAGUGAGCCAAGAGGAGCCUCCAUACGCCACGUCACUGAGCCUCUCACCUUCCCUUUUCACCCCUAACCCAACAAGCGCUAUGACCUCUGAGCUGGAGAGUAGCCUUACUUCAAUGGACUGGCUUCCCCAGCUCGGCAUGAGGGCAGCCAUCCAGAAGGCCGACCCGGGACACCACCACGGCCACCACCACGGGCACCACCACCACGGGCAUCAUCACGGGCAGGGGCCUGGCAAGAAAAUGGUACAUUUGGACCCAGGAACAACGUUGGAUCAAGAGGAAGCAGCACAGCACAGAGAUGGGAAACCUCCCUACAGCUACGCCAGCCUCAUCACCUUUGCUAUCAACGGCUCACCGCGCAAACGGAUGACCCUCAGUGAGAUCUACCAGUGGAUCUGUGACAACUUUCCUUACUACAGAGAGGCAGGCAGCGGCUGGAAGAAUUCUAUACGACACAAUUUGUCCUUGAAUAAGUGUUUUCUCAAAGUGCCUCGCUCCAAAGACGACCCUGGAAAAGGUUCCUACUGGGCCAUAGACACCAAUCCUAAAGAAGACACAGUACCUAGCAGGCCAAAGAAGAGACCGCGCUCUGGAGAACGGGCAUCGACCCCUUACAGUCUGGAGUCUGAGUCUCUGAGGAUGGACUGCAUCAUGUCAGGAGGGGCGUCCCCCACUCUGGCCAUCAACGCUGUAACCAACAAGGUAGCACUGUACAACCAUGAGGCAGAAGGCAGCGAGAGUCCUGGGAGUCUGGGCGGCAGCCUUAGCAACAGUCUUUCAGAGCAGAGUUUGGCGUCCGUCAACCUCAACAACCGGAGCACCGCGGUCAGCGGCGGCAGCAGUGUACACGGCUACACACCAGUGAGUAGCCACUCAGAACCUUCAUCCCAGUCCUUGAGCCUCCAGCAGCCCGCCCAACCUCCUCCGCCACCACCUCCUCCCCCACAACCCCAGUACGGUUUACCUGUCCCCGAGUCACGGGACAAGCAGCUCUGCUUCUCAGACUUUGAGGACCUCAGUGCUUCUUUCCGCAGCCUUUACAAGUGCGUCUUUGAGCAGUCCUUCUCACAGCAAGGUUUGAUGAGUAUGCCCAGUGACUCGAGUCAACAGCCCCGCACCGCCUGCUCCUACCAGCACUCUCCUGGUACAGGAAGCAGCAGCGGCCACCACCACCAACACAACCACGGCCAGACAUCGCACCACCCUCACCACUCUCACGUCUCCCCUCACUCCACCCACAGUCAGCACCCGGCGCACGGUCAGCAUCAGCAGCACUCUGGUCAUUCUCAGCAGCACUCAUCUCUCUCCCACCAGCAGAGUCACACUGUGCAGACCUGCCCCACAACAGGCAUGUCGUCAGACUGGUACCCCAACCUGGACUGGCUGAAGGAGAGCUGCCGCAUCGCUACCAGCUACAACUGGGCUGACGUAGACCUCUCUCCAUUCCAAGGUCUAAAGGAGAGCAUGCGGCAGGCGGAGCUCAGCAACUGGUCUCUUGAUGCUGCCCAGAUGGCCGACCUGUGUUCCUCCAUUAACCAGUUCUUCAUGGCCACGGGGGUCAUUCCCCCUCAGGGCGCCACCCACCCGCAACCUCAGGUCCAACACUCAGCACCGCCGUCUGCGCCGCAACACCCGGCUCAGCCACACGGGGCCAUGCAUCCAAAGCCCAGCCAUCACAAUCAGCACGGGCAACACAACCCACAUAAUCAACACAUCAGCACAGGGAACAUGUACAUGGACUCGAGACAAAACAUUUCUUCUCUGAUGGGCCCACCAGGAUACCCUCACAUGCCUCCCAUGAGCAACACUGCUCCUACCAUGACAGGUCAUCACAGCCAGCUGAGCCAGCAGCAGCAACAACAACACACGCUGCCUCCGGGACACUUUCAGGUGAGACGCAUGCUCGCCGCUGACGACAUCCACGAUGACUUUGACUGGGACUCCAUUGUCUAGACUGAGCUGUCAGUCCUAGAGCGCGAUGAAGGAAAAGACUUAAAAAUGGGAAGGAGACACAGGCGACGUGUGACGGUAGUGACAUAAGGUAUGAAACUGGCUGACCUGCUCCUUUCACCUGUGUGGAGAAACAGAAGACAAUCCAACAGAAAACAAAAUGGAAAGUAAUUUUUCUAAACACACUGGCCUUUUUUUUUCUGAUAGAAGUGGCCGCCAAAUCUAAAGACAAUCAUGAAAAAAUAAGGACGGGAUAGUCUGAGACUGUGUUGGAUGAAGCAGAGAUGUAAACACAUUUCGUCCGGAGCAACAGACCUCCGAAUCUCUCUCUGAAUUGUCUCUUGUUGUGUCCCCGAUUGCCAACAGGGUUACAAGUCACCAAAGUGUCGUCAGUUCUUCUUUUAAAUUGUUUGUUUUUUCUUAAAUGUGCAUCCUGCUAUCCAGCUUGUGUCCCAUAUCUACAAAGUCUCCCUGCCUGUGACUGAAAUGAACAGAAACAAUGUAGUCUUCAGUUUCUUUUGCAGAUGCUGAGCAAAUGCAGACAUGUCAUCUGUUCUUCACUCUAGCAUUUCUUUGGUCGCUGUUACUUCACAUAACCUGGUUAGAAGGAUAAUUUGGGGGAAAAACAGUAACGUUUCAAACUAAAUCAUGAGUUGCGGCGCCACCUGCUGGUUAAAACAGGUAUCAUUUUGCUUCAUUUCAACAAAAGAUCUAUGUAUCACAAUUUGUUCCUCCUUGAUCUUUGUGCUGUCACACAGGACACCAGAUCUAAACUUAUUCUGCCCAUUUUAUUGCUAAAAUGUCAUCAUUAUGUGCUUGCAACAGCAGGUUAGUGUGUCAUGUUCUCAGGGUGUUAUGUCCACAUAUAUCUUCACAUAUCUGCCCUUUACAUCUCUUAGACGUGAGGUUAACUGUGUGUUGUAUAGUGCUGUCAGUGUGUUCAAAUCCUGUUGGCUAAACGUUAGCGUCCCCAGGACUCUGGUCAAAAGAAUAAAAGUCUUCAUUGUAAGGCUGCAAUAAGCUGAGUGGCAUAAUGAGCUUAUUCGCAGCGCCAAUAAACGUCAAAAAAAGAAAAUUCGACAGUUAGAGUGACUUAUCAACACCAGUUUAAUAUAGUUUUCCAAGAUAAAACCGAAAUUUUGGCAAAAGCGCACAUCGUUUACGGCCGUGCAGAUAAAGUCGGUCCUGAUUUCAAGAUGCUUCAUUUAGGGAAAGGCGGGCAGUUUUUGCACAACACCGAGCUUAGAAAGCAUCUAGUGUAAAAUAAAUGAUAACCGGGAGAUUUUUAUUAUUGGAGAAAAUGACAUCAGCAAGAGAGUAAAGACCAAACAAGAUGCUCGACAUUGUUUUUUUGUUUUUUUUCACUGUGAUGUUAAUUUUGUGUGUGUACAGGUGUGUAUAGUCCUCUCUGGUUUCCUUUAGCAUACAGCUUUAUAUGGCUCCAAAAAAAAAAAAAGAGAAACAAGUGAAUUUCUUUGUGCUUCUUUGUACACUGAUGGGUCUCUUAUUUUCCACCUUGAGACCUUGAAGUGCUUUUUUCUUUUUAAAAAUUUUUUAAAAUCUUUUUCUUUUUUUUUUUUUCUUUUUUUUGCUUUGGAAGAUCUCAGUGAUUGUUCAGGUGGUCAAAACAAGGUAAUGUUAAAUUUAAAAAAAGAAGAAAAAUACUCUUUAUUAUUACCAUUAAAUGCUGUAUUACCGUGACCAGCAUAUAUAUAUAUAUAUCUUCUGUGUUUGCGUGUAAUUGUCCUUGUAAAUAACAGUAUGUUACUUCUCUGUUUGCCCUGGAAAAAUGCAGACUGAUUAUAUAGAAGAAAAAAAAAAAAGGAAAUGGCAAAUGGAGACAGUAUUUUGUUAUUUCUCUUCCAGGAGAAACAUUAUGUAUAUAGCUUCAUUAUAAUGUAAAUAGGUGAUUUAAAAGAAAAAUGACUGGCAUUUUGUGUGUCAUAAGUAAUCUGUGUAUGUACGGCGGUUCAGCAGUUAAAUCUGUUUCAGUGU
Molecule: messenger RNA, 4221 nt
Organism: Archocentrus centrarchus (flier cichlid)
Lineage: Eukaryota; Metazoa; Chordata; Actinopteri; Cichliformes; Cichlidae
Product: forkhead box protein J3-like
Exons: 14
Coding region: 358-2229 (623 amino acids)
Biological process (GO): regulation of transcription by RNA polymerase II
Cellular component (GO): nucleus
Molecular function (GO): DNA-binding transcription factor activity, RNA polymerase II-specific; RNA polymerase II cis-regulatory region sequence-specific DNA binding
Source: RefSeq, a predicted model, not a curated record